Messenger RNA from Phyllostomus discolor (pale spear-nosed bat), 3941 nucleotides. It is a transcript of the gene RNASEL, whose product is annotated as ribonuclease L. The coding region runs from base 326 to 2527 and encodes 733 amino acids. The record is from RefSeq and is a predicted model, not a curated record. The transcript is spliced from 7 exons. Gene Ontology annotation, biological process: defense response to virus; negative regulation of viral genome replication; mRNA processing. Lineage: Eukaryota; Metazoa; Chordata; Mammalia; Chiroptera; Phyllostomidae. Gene Ontology annotation, molecular function: ATP binding; RNA binding; protein kinase activity.
AUUUACUUAGCUCCCUGGUCACUCCUUCCUUGGCUCCGCCCCCCUGGCGAGUGACAGUUCCUGGAAGGAAGCUUUUUCUGGCUGGCUACAGUGUUUAAAGAUUAGAUGCUGACAAAAAGCACCAGAGGAGGCGUCUGAGUUUAGAAGGUGUAGUGUCAGAAGACUCCGAGAAUGUUGUCCUUCCUCAUACUGCUGAUCUGGAGCCAGAUAAUCCCUACUGAGGAGUUUUAGAGCUCCAUGUUUCUUUGAUCAAGUUCCAAGAAGAUAAGUUUCCAUUUUUUUUUCAAAGCAAGGCAAAAAGUUAUAACCGGUGGCACUUGCUGUCAUGGAGAACAACAGCCAUCGAGACCCCAAGGACAAGCCCACAGCCUCCAGCACUGGGAAGGCUUCAGGGGACAAGGAUCGUUUGCUGAUAAAAGCUGUUAGGGAAGGAGACAAAGAGCGGGUCCAGCAAUUGCUGGAAGACGGGGCUGAUGUCAAUUUCCACGGGGAGGAAGGGGGCUGGUCCCCUUUGCACAAUGCAGUAAAGAUGAGAAGGGAGGACAUUGUGCAUCUUCUGCUUCGUCACGGUGCGGACCCUCGUCUGAGGAAGAGGAACGGGGCCACUCCCUUCAUCGUUGCUGGGAUUGUGGGACACAUGGGGCUGCUGGAACUUCUCCUUUCUAAAGGCGCCCAGGUCAACGAGCGUGAUCACCACGGCUUCACGGCGUUCAUGGAAGCAGCUUGUUAUGGCGAGGUCGAAGCCUUGCGAUUCCUGUAUGAGAACGGAGCAGAGGUAAAUUUGGGUCGAGAGACAAUGGAGGACCAGAAGAAGCUUAAAAAAGGAGGGGCUACAGCUCUCAUGGAUGCUGCUAAACAGGGGCAUGUAGAGGUCUUGAGGGUCCUCCUCGACGAGAUGGGGGCAGAUGUGAACGCCCGAGACAAUAUGGGCAGAAGUGCUCUGAUCCACGCUCUCGAGAACCUUAAGAAGAGUGACGUAGUGAUGGACAUUUCUCGCAUUCUCUUGGACCAUGGGGCUAACGUCAACGUGAGGGGAGAAAAGGGGAAGACGCCCCUGAUUCUGGCAGUGGAAAAGGAUCACUUGGAUGUGGUGAAGAUGCUUCUGGAACAGAAACACAUAGAGAUCGAUGAGACAGACAGAGAGGGCAAAACAGCACUGCUGUGGGCUGUCGAACUCAAGCUGACGAAAAUUGCCAAGUUGCUGUGUGACAAAGGAGCCAGCACGGAUUGCGGGAACCUCAUUUACUUAGCGAGGCGCUGUUAUGACACCGCCCUUGAAAAGCUUCUCCUCGACCACGGAGCCAGAGAAGAUUACCACCCCCCUGCUGAGGACUGGGAACCUCAGAGCUCACGCUGGGGGCGGGCCCUGAAACAUCUCCACAACAUAUACCGCCCUAUGAUUGGCAAACUCAAGAUCUUCAUUGACGAAGAAUACAAAAUUGCUGGCACUUCGGAAGGGGGCAUCUACUUGGGGUUGUAUGAAAAGCAAGAGGUAGCUGUGAAACGAUUCCAUGAAGACAGCAGUCGUGGCCAAAAUGAAGUCUCCUGUCUGCAGAGCAUCCGCUCGAACAGCCACUUGGUGACAUUCUAUGGCAGUGAGCACCACGGGGGCCUUCUGUAUGUGUGCAUCUUGCUCUGUGAGCAGACCCUGGAGAUGCACUUGGCCAAGCACAGAAAGGAGGCUGUGGAAAAUCAGGAAGACGAGUUUUCCCGAAACAUCCUCUUAUCUAUAUUUAAGGCUGUUGCUGAGCUACACAUGUCGUGUGGGUACGUGCACCAGGAUCUGCAGCCACGAAACAUCUUAAUAGAUUCCAAGAAUGCUGUUCGCCUGGCAGAUUUUGAUAAAAGCAGCAAGUGGGCUGGAGAGCCAGAGAAAAUCAAGAGCGAUCUAGAGGCCCUUGGGCGGCUGGUCCUAUAUGUAUUAAGGAAGGGAGAUGUCCCUUUUGAGACCCUGAAGACUCAAAGUUAUGAGAAGGUGAUUCAACAUGCUCCAAACGAAGAAACUCAGAACCUCAUUCAGCACCUGUUCUUCCCUGGGGAUAAUGUGAAGAACCCUCUGAGAGACCUGUUGGAUCAUCCUUUCUUUUGGAGCUGGGAGAGCCGCUAUAGGACCCUUAGGGAUGUGGGGAAUGAAAAUGACAUCAAAAUCAGGGAUGUGAACAGCAAUAUCCUCCAACGCCUGAAUCUUGGACCACGAGAUGGUUGCAGAAGUUUUCACCCGUGGACCUCUAAGAUUGAUAAAGAUGUUAUGGACAAAAUGAAUAUGUUUUAUAAAAAAAGUGGCAACUUUUAUCAGGACACUGUGGGGGAUCUGCUAAAGUUCAUCCGGAAUUUGGGGGAACACAUUAAUGAAAAAAAGAAUGAAGAUAUGAAGUUGAUAGUUCAAGACCCUUCCCAGUAUUUUCAGAAGAAAUUUCCCGAUCUGAUCAUCUUCAUCUACAUGAGACUGCGGAACACAGAGUACGAAAAGCAUUUCCCCAAAGCUCACAGUGGGGGCAAUGGGGGCCAGCAGGCUAGCCAGCUGUGAGUGCUGACCGAGCCUUCUGAGCUCAGCGGGGUCCUCAUGAGCCGUGUGAUCCUGGGCAUGUCACAGCUCUCUGGGCUCCUUAACUAACCUGGGUGCUUGUGAGGGAUGAGUUGGAUGGCCAAUGUCAGUUCCUGGCAAUGUCCCCAGCAUUUCCUACAUAUUUAUAAUAAAAAAAGUGUGUGCCCAAAUUACCCUGGUACUUUUUGGGGGAAAGCCAGAGGCAGGAGCUGGAAGGGCAUCCUGCUGAGAUUCCUCUUGUCUAUUGCACUGAAGGAGUGAGUGCCUAAACCUCUAACACUGUAUGUCUCACACCAAUUAUCUCAUGUAAUUAUCCCAAUGAUCUUGCAACAUGGGUUAAUAUCCCCAUUGAAGAACCGAUGAACUUGAGACUCAGUUUAAACUAGUCGCCUCAGACCAUAUGACUUGUACAGAGCACAAGUGUGAAUGGAGAUGGGGUUGUUACCUCUUACAAACGCAUCUUAGAACUUAAUUACUACUCCAGGGAUCAUCUGGAUGAAACCUAAAAGGGAUCUGUCAAAAGGGCUCCUGGUGGCUUCUUCACUCAUUCGUUCGUUCAUUCAUUCAUUCAUUCUUUAUUGAGCACAAGUGAAGGCACUCAUUUUUUACGAAUUUAAUUCCUUCUAGAAUGACCUGCACUGGUUGUCUAUGGAUUUAAGGCAGUAGUACUCAACCAGGAGCAAUUUUGCCUCUCAGGGGCCAUUUGGUAGUGUCUCUGGAUGUUUUUGGUUGUCAAAGCUAGAGGGUAGGUGGGUUAUUGGCACCUAGUGCACAGAGGUCAGGGAUACUGCCAAACAUUCUACAAUGCACAGGCUAGCCCCUCACAUCAAAGAAUUGCCCAGCCUAAAUUACCAGUGGUACCGAGGUUGAGAAACUGCCUUAAGGGGCUGGGACACUUUUGAACUGGUUCAGGGCCCAGGCCCAUGGAGUGUGUGGGCCGUCUCAUGUAGGACUUGGGUUUGCUGUUUUGAUUUUGGAUCUGUAGUGAGCCAGUUCCAGUUCCAGUUCCACCCCCUCAGAAGUCCGCUGAACACCCUCACCUUCCACACCCCAGUCAGAGGGCUCUUUCUGACUCCUUGGUACCUGAAGCCGCAUCAGAGCUUGCUUCUCUCCACCUUGUAUAUUAAGAAAUAUACUAAGGAGGUAUAUAUGAAGAGAAUAUAAGAAGAUAUGAUAGAAGUGUCUUGCUAAAAAUCUAAUCUAUAUUAUGUGAUAAAUAAUACUGUGGAAGUAUCAGAAGAAAGAAACAGCCACACUCUCAUUAUGAUGAUAAACUUUACAAUUUCCAUAUUCUAUCUCAGACUUCGUUUACACUCAUAGGAGAGUGUUGCAUAAUUGACAACCAAGUGUAUUAUUUCAUUCUGAUGCUGCUUUUUAAAUUUACUAUAUUAAAAAC